AACAAUAACAGGAAACCAUCCCGGGGGGAAGUGGGCCAGGGCCAGCUGGAAAACCUGAAGGGGAGGCAGCCAGGCCUCCCUCGCCAGCGGGGUGUGGCUCCCCUCCAGAGACGGUCGGCUGACAGGCUCCACAGAGCUCCACUCACUCUCAGCCCUGGACGGACAGGCAGUCCAACGGAACAGAAACAUCCCUCAGCCCACAGGCACGAUCUGUUCCUGCUGGGAAGAUGCAGAGGCUCAUGAUGCUCCUCACCACAUCAGGCGCCUGCCUGGGCCUGCUGGCAGUGGCAACAGUGGCAGUAGCAGGUGCUAACCCUGCCCAACGGGACACCCACAGCCUGCUGCCCACACACCGGCGCCAAAAGAGAGACUGGAUUUGGAACCAGAUGCACAUUGAUGAAGAGAAAAACACUUCACUGCCCCAUCAUGUAGGCAAGAUCAAGUCGAGUGUGAGUCGCAAGAAUGCCAAGUACCUGCUCAAAGGAGAAUUUGUGGACAAGGUCUUCCGGGUCGACGCAGAGACAGGAGACGUGUUCGCCAUUGAGAGGCUGGACCGGGAGAACAUCUCAGAGUACCACCUCACUGCUGUGAUUGUGGACAAGGACACCGGGGAAAACCUGGAGACGCCUUCUAGCUUCACCAUCAAAGUACACGACGUGAACGACAACUGGCCUGUGUUCACGCAUCGGUUGUUCAAUGCAUCUGUGCCUGAGUCAUCGGCUGUGGGGACCUCGGUCAUCUCUGUGACAGCAGUGGAUGCAGACGACCCCACUGUGGGAGACCACGCCUCUGUCAUGUACCAAAUCCUGAAGGGGAAAGAGUAUUUUGCCAUCGAUAAUUCUGGACGUAUUGUCACAAUAACCAAAAGCUUGGACCGAGAGAAGCAGGCCAGGUAUGAGAUCGUGGUGGAAGCGCGAGAUGCCCAGGGCCUCCGGGGGGACUCGGGCACGGCCACCGUGCUGGUCACUCUGCAAGACAUCAAUGACAACUUCCCCUUCUUCACCCAGACCAAGUACACAUUUGUCGUGCCUGAAGACACCCGUGUGGGCACCUCUGUGGGCUCUCUGUUUGUUGAGGACCCAGAUGAGCCCCAGAACCGGAUGACCAAGUACAGCAUCUUGCGGGGCGACUACCAGGACGCUUUCACCAUUGAGACAAACCCCACCCACAACGAGGGCAUCAUCAAGCCCGCAAAGCCUCUGGAUUAUGAAUACAUCCAGCAAUACAGCUUCAUCGUCGAGGCCACAGACCCCACCAUCGACCUCCGAUACAUGAGCCCUCCCGCGGGAAACAGAGCCCAGGUCAUUAUCAACAUCACAGAUGUGGACGAGCCCCCCAUUUUCCAGCAGCCUUUCUACCACUUCCAGCUGAAGGAAAACCAGAAGAAGCCUCUGAUCGGCACAGUGCUGGCCAUGGACCCCGACGCGGCUAGGCAUAGCAUUGGAUACUCCAUCCGCAGGACCAGUGACAAGGGCCAAUUCUUCCGAGUCACAAAAAAGGGGGACAUUUACAAUGAGAAAGAACUGGACAGAGAAGUCUACCCCUGGUAUAACCUGACUGUGGAGGCCAAAGAACUGGAUUCCACUGGAACCCCCACAGGAAAAGAAUCCAUUGUGCAAGUCCACAUUGAAGUUUUGGAUGAGAAUGACAAUGCCCCGGAGUUUGCCCAGCCCUACCAGCCCAAAGUGUGUGAGAACGCUGCCCAUGGCCAGCUGGUCCUGCAGAUCUCCGCAAUAGACAAGGACAUAACACCACGAAACGUGAAGUUCAAAUUCACCUUGAAUACUGAGAACAACUUUACCCUCACGGAUAAUCACGAUAACACAGCCAACAUCACAGUCAAGUAUGGGCAGUUUGACCGGGAGCAUACCAAGGUCCACUUCCUACCCGUCGUCAUCUCAGACAAUGGGAUGCCAAGCCGCACGGGCACCAGCACGCUGACCGUGGCCGUGUGCAAGUGCAACGAACAGGGCGAGUUCACCUUCUGCGAGGAUAUGGCCGCCCAGGUGGGCGUGAGCAUCCAGGCAGUGGUAGCCAUCUUACUGUGCAUCCUCACCAUCACAGUGAUCACCCUGCUCAUCUUCCUGCGGCGGCGGCUCCGGAAGCAGGCCCACGCGCACGGCAAGAGCGUGCCGGAGAUCCACGAGCAGCUGGUCACCUACGACGAGGAGGGCGGCGGCGAGAUGGACACCACCAGCUACGAUGUGUCGGUGCUCAACUCGGUGCGCCACGGCGGGGCGAAGCCCCUGCGACCCGCGCUGGACGCCCGGCCGUCCCUCUACGCGCAGGUGCAGAAGCCACCGCGGCACGCGCCUGGGGCACACGGAGGGCCCGGAGAGAUGGCAGCCAUGAUCGAGGUGAAGAAGGACGAGGCGGACCAUGACGGCGACGGCCCCCCCUACGACACGCUGCACAUCUACGGAUACGAGGGCUCCGAGUCCAUAGCCGAGUCCCUCAGCUCCCUGGGCACCGACUCAUCCGACUCUGACGUGGAUUACGACUUCCUUAACGACUGGGGACCCAGGUUUAAGAUGCUGGCUGAGCUGUACGGCUCAGACCCCCGGGAGGAGCUGCUGUAUUAGGUGGCCGAGGUCACUCUGGGCCUGGGGGCCCAAACCCCCUGCAGCCCAGGCCAGUCAGACGCCAGGCACCACAGCCUCCAAAAAUGGCACUGACUCCCCAGCCCAGCACCCCUUCUUCGUGGGUCCCAGAGACCUUAUCAGCCUUGGGAUAGCAAACUCCAGGUUCCUGAAAUAUCCAGGAACAUAUGUCAGUGAUGACUAUUCUCAAAUGCUGGCAAAUCCAGGCUGGUGUUCUGUCUGGGCUCAGACAUCCACAUAACCCUGUCACCCACAGACUGCCAUCUAACUCAAGACUUCCUCUGGCUCCUCAAGGCUGCAACGCAAAACAGACUGUGUUUAACUGCUGCAGGGUCUUUUUCUAGGGUCCCUGAACGCCCUGGUGAGGCUGGUGAGGUCCUGGUGCUUACCUGCCUGGAGGCAAAGGCCUGGACAGCUUGACUUGUGGGGCAGGAUUCUCUGCAGCCCAUUCCCAAGGGAGACUGUGACCAUCAUGCCCUCUUUCGGGAGCCCUAGCCCUGCUCCAACUCCUUCAUACUCCACUCCAAGUGCCCCACCACUCCCCAACCCCUCUCCAGGCCUGUCAAGAGGGAGGAAGGGGCCCCAUGGCAGCUCCUGACCUUGGGUCCUGAAGUGACCUCACUGGCCUGCCAUGCCAGUAACUGUGCUGUACUGAGCAUUGAACCACAUUCAGGGAAAUGGCUUAUUAAACUUUGAAGCAACUGUGAAUUCAUUCUGGAGGGGCGGUGGAGAUCAGGAGUGACUGAUCACAGGGUGAGGGCCACCUCCACACCCACCCCCUCUGGAGAAGACCUGGAAGAGCUGAGACCUUGCUUUGAGACUCCUCAGCACCCCUCCAGUUUUGCCUGAGAAGGGGCAAUGUUCCCAGAGCAGAAGACCUCUCCCCUUCUCUGCCUCACCUGGUCGCCAGUCCAUGCUCUCUUUCUUUUCUCUGUCUACUCCUUAUCCCUUGGUUUAGAGGAACCCAAGAUGUGGCCUUUAGCAAGACUGGCCAAUGUCCAAACCCACUCAUGACUGCAUGACAGAGCCAAGCCAUGUGCCUUUACACCUCGCUGUUGUCACAUCUCAGGGAACUGACCCUCAGGCACACUUUGCAGAAGGCAAGGCCCUGCCCUGCCCAACCUCUGUGGUCACCCGUGCAUCUUCCACUGGAAUGUUUCACUGCAAACACACCUUGGAGAAGUGACAUCAGUCAACAGAGAGGGGCAGGGAAGGAGACACCCAGCUCACCCUUCGUCAUGGACCGAGGUUCCCACUCUGGGCAAAGCCCCUCACACUGCAAGGGAUCGUAGAUAACACAGACUUUUUUGUUUUAACCAAUAACUAGUUUCUUAUAAUGAUUUUUUUACUAAUGAUACUUACAAGUUUCUAGCUCUCACAGACAUAUAGAAUAAGGGUUUUUGCAUAAUAAGCAGGUUGUUAUUUAGGUUAACAAUAUUAAUUCAGGUUUUUUAGUUGGAAAAACAAUUCCUGUAACCUUUUAUUUUCUGUAAUUGUAGUAAUUGCUCUACAGAUAAUGACUAUAUAUUGGCCACACUGGUGCAUGACAAGUACUGUAUUUUUUUAUACCUAAAUAAAGAAAAAUCUUUAGCCUGGGCAA
Molecule: messenger RNA, 4200 nt
Organism: Nomascus leucogenys (northern white-cheeked gibbon)
Lineage: Eukaryota; Metazoa; Chordata; Mammalia; Primates; Hylobatidae
Gene: CDH5
Product: cadherin 5
Biological process (GO): vasculature development; cell morphogenesis; homophilic cell-cell adhesion
Cellular component (GO): bicellular tight junction; adherens junction; plasma membrane
Molecular function (GO): calcium ion binding; cadherin binding
Source: RefSeq, a predicted model, not a curated record